UCGAUUCUCCAAUUGCCGAUCUCCCAUUCACGUCUUGCCCGGGUCCGACAGGUAACUCGUCAUUGGACAUCACUGAGAAUCGAUAAACUAAAUAUCUGCAAUAAAACGGUGCCAAAUGCUGGGCAGUGCGACUUUUCCAGAUAGGUUAUCCGAUUCGAGGUAGAUUCACAAUCGGCAUUUGGGACUUCUGGUGACAAUGACCCGGUUCACCAAGCCUGCUGACGCGCGAACCCCUGUAUGUCGACAUGGAAGCCGACGCUGUCAUCCUCAGGACGUCUUCGGAACCCCGAACGAUGUAACGAGAGGCGGGGUUGCAACGUUCGACACGUUGACAUGGCAAGGGGUCACGUCAAUCCCAUACUAGUACACGGGGCAAGCCUGAAAAGUAGAAGAUGACCAUUGAAAUAGAGGGUUGCCGCCGAACAAAGGAUUGGCGAUUGGAGUCGACGUCAACUCAAGUUUGCCUUCAUCGAACAAGUUAACGACAAGCCAACGAGACAUGGCUCUAUCGGAUUUCACCUCGUACUUCAAUGGCGGCUCAUCGCUACUCUAUCUUAGCUUUGCAAUCAUCCUCUACUAUAUCGUCUCCUCCGUCAUAGUCUACGGCCGCCUUCGCGAUUUCCCCGGCCCGUUCGUCGGACGAUUCUCCUACCUAUGGCUCCUAUCAAAUGCACGCUCCGGUCGACCAGCCGAACACUUUACCAACCUCAAUAGAAAGCACGGCUCCCUAGUCCGCAUCGGCCCCAAUGAUCUCGUCACUGACGACCCGGACAUCCUCCGCCGCAUGAACGCCGCACGCUCAACUUACGGCCGAUCAAGCUGGUACGACACCACGAAACUCAACCCCCACGAGGACAGUAUGUUCAGCCUGCGCGACGCCGGCGCACACGACAAGCUCAAAGCCAAGACCGCAGCCGGGUACGCCGGCAAGGAGAACCUCGCGCUCGAAGACGACAUCAACUCCCAGGUUGCUAAUUUCGUGGACCUCAUCCGGAGGAAGUAUGUCACUACCAACGACGAGGUCAGGCCGAUGGAUCUCGGCAGGACGGCGCAGUAUUUUACGUUGGAUGUUAUCACCAGAGUUGCGUACGGCAAAGAGUUUGGAUACUUGGCCACAGAUUCGGAUGUCCAUGACUACAUCAGCACGACGGAGGCGGCUAUACCGGUUCUGCAGCUCUGCAGUGAGGUGCCGUGGCUUGCCAGCGUUAUGUUUUCCAAGCCCGUUCUGGGCGCUGUCGGUCCGAAACAUACUGAUAAGAGCGGGUUGGGAAAGUUGAUGGGAGUCGCCAAGGAGGUUGUGGGACAACGUUUCGGUGCGGACGCAAAGGAGCGACCGGAUAUGCUGGGUGCCUUUAUUCGGCACGGCGUCAGUCAGAGCGAAUCUGUCACCCAGGGCCACAUCUCUUCGCCAAUUACCAAUGAGGAGAGUAAAACAUUGCCAUACCUCCAGGCCAUAAUCUAUGAGGGUCUCCGAAUGUGUGCUCCCUUCACGGGUCUUUGCGCUAAAGAAGCACCUGCAGGAGGAGAUACCAUUGACGGACGCUUCAUCCCCGGCGGGACGCGCAUCGCCCAGAAUGUCUGGGGCACGCUCCGCCGCGUCGACGUCUUUGGUAAAGACGCGGACCUCUUCCGACCUGAGCGGUGGAUCGAGGCGGACGCGGCGACGAAGGAUAAGAUGCAGAAGACUACUGAAUUCGCCUUUGGAUAUGGGCGAUGGGGUUGUGCGGGUAAAAAUGUUGCGUUUCUGGAGUUGAAUAAGGUGUUUUUUGAAUUGCUUCGCAAUUUUGACUUUCAGAUCAUGGAUCCUGCGAAGCCUUGGCAUAGCGUGAAUCACAACAUGUUCAUGCAGGAUAACUUCUGGGUCAAAGUUACUGAGCACAAGAAUUAGGAAGAUUGGGCCAAGAAAUAUGCAGCUACAUCGCAAGGCGUGCUUUCCAUAGAUCGUCUUCAACCUAGCUACUUGUCUUCGAACAGCUUUCAGUGGUAUCGUGAAUGAGAAUUUGAAUCUCGACCAUCGCGCUGUACGCUGUACUAAGUAUGCGAAGUGGUGAGUGCAGUAGGGACUCAAAAAAUGCCUACUAAAGUAUGCAGUACUCGAAGCAUGGCAAAACCCACCUCCG
Messenger RNA from Colletotrichum phormii, 2120 nucleotides. RefSeq names its product cytochrome P450. The record is from RefSeq and is a predicted model, not a curated record. The transcript has 6 exons. The coding region runs from base 500 to 1888 and encodes 462 amino acids. Lineage: Eukaryota; Fungi; Ascomycota; Sordariomycetes; Glomerellales; Glomerellaceae. Gene Ontology annotation, molecular function: heme binding; monooxygenase activity; oxidoreductase activity, acting on paired donors, with incorporation or reduction of molecular oxygen.